UACGUCAACACAGAACGUAAGGAUUUCCCGGAUCCUCGCACGCCUCUCUCUACAGCCGGACUGUGCUGCGGCCGAGAGGACCGUCUGGGCAGGAGCAGAAAUGGGUAGAAGCAGGAGACGACGUGAGCGGAGCCACCAGCAGAGCCCUGCCUUGGAGCAGAGUGGCCCUAGUGAAAGGGACACUGCAGGGACAUCACAGAGCCCACAAGAUUCUGGCCACCAUGAUGCUGAGGUCCCAUCAACCUCAUCCAGCAGAGCUGAAGAGUCGUCUGCACCAGAACUUCCAGGCUUUUAUUUUGACCCUGAAAAGAACCGCUACUUCCGUUUACUCCCCGGUCAUAACAACUGCAACCCCCUCACGAAGGAGGCCAUCUGCCACAAGGAAAUGGAGAGCAGGAGGCUGCAGCUGCUGGACCAGGAGGACAAGCAGAGAAAGAAAAUGACCAGAAUGGGAUUUAACGCAUCCUCCAUCCUACGAAAAAACCAGUUGGGUCUUCUCAGCAUAACCAGUUAUUGCCGUUUAUCCCAUGAGCUGCGGGUGAGCGGCAUGGAGAGGAAGAAGGUAGACAUUCAGAGCUCAGAUCCUUCUGCGCUGGGAAGUGACCGGUUUAACUUCAUCCUGGCAGAUACUAGCAGUGACCGCCUCUUCACAGUGAAUGAUGUCAAAAUUGGAGGCUCCAAGUAUGGCAUCAUCAACCUGCAGGGUCUGCAGGCCCCUACGUUCACAGUGCACAUGCAUGAGAACCUCUACUUCACCAACAGAAAGGUGAACUCUGUGUGCUGGGCCUCACUCAGUCACUUGGAUUCCCACAUCCUGCUGUGCCUCAUGGGCCUUGCAGAAACACCAGGCUGUGCCACCCUGCUCCCAGCAUCACUGUUUGUUGGUACUCACCAAGGUACAGACCAGCCUGGCAUGCUCUGCAGCUUCCGGAUCCCUGGUGCCUGGUCCUGUGCCUGGUCCCAGAACACCCAGAUAGAUAACUGCUUCAGUACAGGAUUGUCUCGGAGGGUCCUGUUGACUAACGUGGUGACAGGACACCGGCAGUCAUAUGGGACCAGCAGUGAUGUCUUGACUCAGCAAUUUGCAAUGAAGACUCCCUUACUGUUCAAUGGCUGUCGUUCUGGGGAGAUCUUUGCCAUUGACCUACGUUCUCCAAGUCAAGCCAAAAGCUGGAAGGCCACCCACAUUUUCCAUGAGUCAGCAGUGACCUCUGUGCGGGUCCUCAAGGAAGAUCAAUACCUGAUGGCAUCAGACAUGGCUGGAAAGAUCAAGCUAUGGGACUUGAGGGCCACUAAAUGUGUGCGGCAGUAUGAAGGUCACGUGAAUGAGUAUGCCUACCUGCCCCUGCAUGUGCACGAGGAGGAAGGACUUCUGGUGGCAGUGGGCCAAGACUGCUACACAAGAAUCUGGAGCCUCCAUGAUGCCCAGCUACUCAGAACCAUACCUUCCCCAUGCCCCACCUCCAAGGCCAACAUUCCUAGUGUGGCCUUUUCUCCUCGCCUUGGGGGUGCCCGGGGAUCCCCAGGGUUGCUCAUGGCCGUCCAGCAGGACCUUUACUGUUUCUCCUACAGCUCAUUCUGUCCAAGCGAUCUGGAGGAAGGCAGGAUGGAAGAGACAGCAGCUUCUGUUACAGUGACUUGAGUGUUAGUUCUAAAGCCCAAGACCAAAUUUGACGUUUUUACAAUCUUGGAACUGCAGUUUAUGAACAGUGUUAAAGUCCUUUCUACCAACUAUUUCAAUAAAAUAAAAAGGUUUGUGUGA
Molecule: messenger RNA, 1762 nt
Organism: Alexandromys fortis (reed vole)
Lineage: Eukaryota; Metazoa; Chordata; Mammalia; Rodentia; Cricetidae
Gene: Dcaf4
Product: DDB1 and CUL4 associated factor 4
Exons: 15
Coding region: 101-1642 (513 amino acids)
Cellular component (GO): Cul4-RING E3 ubiquitin ligase complex
Molecular function (GO): protein binding
Source: RefSeq, a predicted model, not a curated record